CUUUCACUUCAUAUAUCAGAGAAGAAGUCAUCCCCAAAAUGACGGCAGCAAAAAAUGUUAUUUUUCUCGAUGGGCACAGCUCUCAUAUGUUCAAUCUGGAGUUUUUAUCGGAGUGCAUGAAGUCUGACAAAGAUAUUACCGUUGUCAUACUGCCGUCUGGUCAGACCGGGAAGUUGCAACCCAUGGAUCUGAAGGUGUACGGCCCUGUUAAAAAAUAUUGGCGGGAUUAUUUGCGACUGAUGACCCUUAUCGCUGAAGAAGAGGUUAACAAACAAAACUUCGCUCGUCACCUUGUGAAAAAAUGGGAUGAAUUCAACAUGGCCGCCAAUAUUAUUUCUGGGUUUGCUUCUUCCGGAAUUUAUCCUUUCAACCCGGAUGCGGUCUGCCGAGCUUACGUUGUGUGCGGGGUAGUAAGCUAUACACUGGUCUUUGCCGAGUUGAACGGUGAACAGAAAUGUACCAUUUUAAAGCCGGUGUCGAUGGAUACUACUAACCCAUGGAAGGAGUUCAACGUCUCUGCUCCAUCUUAA
Paramacrobiotus metropolitanus is the source of this 530-nucleotide messenger RNA. RefSeq lists its product as uncharacterized. The transcript has 4 exons. Lineage: Eukaryota; Metazoa; Tardigrada; Eutardigrada; Parachela; Macrobiotidae. Bases 39 to 530 code for a protein of 163 amino acids. Gene Ontology annotation, molecular function: nucleic acid binding. The record is from RefSeq and is a predicted model, not a curated record.